Adelges cooleyi (spruce gall adelgid) is the source of this 1734-nucleotide messenger RNA. RefSeq lists its product as uncharacterized. NCBI's taxonomy places the organism in Eukaryota, Metazoa, Arthropoda, Insecta, Hemiptera, Adelgidae. Bases 51 to 1673 code for a protein of 540 amino acids. The record is from RefSeq and is a predicted model, not a curated record. The transcript has 4 exons.
GUUCACUCAUCGCGUUCUCUUAACUCGAAGAUAUUGUCUAUUUAUUGUGAAUGCUAGUUAGUAACAUAAUGAAGCUGCGAUUAAGAAUUAUGUUCUUAAUCCUAGAGUUGGUUUUCUGUUUUUUAACGGAGGGCAAUGGUAAUGAUGACGAAAAUGAAAAAGAAACUGAAAAAAGGAUCCAACAUGAACGGUUAUCCGAAAAGGUUUUACGCAAGCCGACUGUCUCCGAAAUAACCAGCGCGAUAUCGGAUUUAGAAAUUGAUCAAAAGAUACAAGAGGGCAAUGGUAAUGAUGGCGAAAAUGAAAAAGAAGCUGAAAAUAGGAUCCAACAUGAACGGUUAUCCGAAAAGGUUUUACGCAAGCCGACUGUCUCCGAAAUAACCAGCGCGAUAUCGGAUUCAGAAAUUUAUCAAAAGAUACAAGUGGAACGUUUGCAACAAUUCAUGUACAUUGCACCAUACUGGGUUACCUUUAUUGAAACAUUGAACGCAUACAAGACACUAAGUUCCAGACCAAUUGAAUUUAGCACCGAUGACAUAACGACACUGACCUCAAAGCAUGACGACGACGAAUUUCUGAACAAAAGAAUUCUGACUCAAAUUAAACUUUACCGUAAAUUACAAGAGAUACAUUGCACGAACUGCGUAUUCCUUAAGGCCGCUUUAGCCCAAGGAGAAGAUGAUUUAGAAGAUAUUGUUGAUUACGUCUAUUUAAUGAUAGACAUGUCUUACAGAGGUAGAUUUAUAGUGAGUGGUUGGCUAUGGAAAUUGCAUAUACAACUUUUAGAACUACAACGAAACGAGUUGGACACAUUUAAAUUGCCAAACGAUUGCUUUCCAGAGAUUAAAGAAAGCCUGCGGAAAAUUUUAACGGAGUGUCUUAAAAAUAAUUACAUAAUGAUCGAUGAUUAUCUACCGUCGGAUAUGUCUUUGAAAAUGGACGACCGAAAAUAUCGAAAUUUCUUCUUUGAUAAUUAUACGUUAAGAUUGGAGAUUUAUGUCGGAAAUUUGUUGUUGGACGGCUUGUGGAGGUUUGAGGAUAAAUUUUCUAACAACAUAACUGGCCUUUCAUUUGGUUGGCCAAAUAUAUAUCCUGUCAUUAAAAAGGUAGUUGACAAUCUCGUGCAUCAAUAUGAAAGUAGGGAAUGGCCAAAACAACCGUUUAAACACAUUGAGUUACACGAAGUUCUUUUGGACGUCAUAAAAGCCAGAUGGUAUAGUCAUAUUUGGAUCAUCAUAUUCGUUUAUCAAAAAAUAGGAAUUCAAGCUCAAAGCCGUUAUAAUAGGUUAAUAGAGAUAAUAAACGAACAAGUUUGUACUUUCCUGACUGAUGACCCUUUUUUUAACGACGUACUAAAUUUACUGAGUGAAUUAUAUACACCCGAAGACGAAAAGCUAGAUACAAUUAUAGAAAAACUAGAGGUCGAAGUAAACCGCAUUCUCGGUAGUGUCACUGAACCAAAUUCGGAUUAUGGAGCGCCUACAAUAGAUUUAGCAUUGAUUAGAAAAAAAACUAGAAAUUAUGAGGAUCACGAAUUUCUUGGUGAUCUUGUAUAUAGAUUUAUAAUCUUCAGUUUAGACACUAGCCGUUAUUUGUCUGGUACAAGUUUAAGUAUUCUACUAUUCUUUAUAAGAGGUAACCAAUUCGACGACUUUGUUUUCCCAAAUGAAUGAUAGAGAUACUUUAAAUAUCAUAUGUAAAAAAUAUAUUUUUUUUUUUAUAUUUCAUUACCAC